CUCCCAACUCCUGAAAUCAUUCUUGGAUUCUCGAAACUUUUCGAAGAUUUUCAACAGAAAAAGACCGAUUCUCGCUCGGUCCCUGAUGGCGGAAAUACUUGCUUCGUUGAGGUCUUUAAUGACCUCUCACUCUCCUCCUCUCGAUGCCUUAAUCGUCCCUUCUGAAGAUUAUCAUCAAAGCGAAUACGUGUCUGAUCGGGAUAAAAGGCGCGAGUUCGUUUCUGGGUUCACCGGAAGUGCAGGUUUGGCACUUAUUACAAAAACUAAAGCAAGGCUAUGGACGGACGGUCGAUAUUUCUCGCAAGCGAUGCAGCAACUUAGUGAUGAUUGGAAACUGAUGCGUAUGGGAGAAGAUCCUCCGGUUGAUGCUUGGAUGUCUGAUAAUUUGCCGGAGGAGGCAGCUAUUGGGGUUGAUCCUUGGUGUGUAUCAGUGGAUACAGCUCACAGAUGGGAACGAGCUUUUGAGAAAAAACAGCAGAAAUUAGUCCAAACCUCUAGCAAUUUGGUUGAUGAGGUGUGGAAAAACCGGCCACCCGCUGAAAUUAAUCCAGUUAUUGUUCAUCCCUUGGAAUUUGCCGGCCGCUCUGUUGCUGAAAAGUUGAAAGACUCGAGGGAAAAGCUCGCUAAUGAAAAGGCUCGUGGACUUAUCAUCACAGCUUUAGAUGAGGUUGCUUGGUUGUACAAUAUCCGUGGGAGCGAUGUCUCUUAUUGUCCAGUUGUUCAUGCAUUUGCUAUUGUAACAUCAAAGUCGGCUUUGUUUUAUGUGGACAAAAGGAAAGUUUCCUCUAAGGUAAGCUCCUCCAUGCAAGAGAACGGAAUUGAAGUUAGGGAGUAUGGUGAAGUGAGCUCAGAUGUUGCAUUGCUAGCAUCUAAUCAGCUUGAUAAGGACACAGGAUUAGGAUCUGGUCAAAAUGGUGUUUGUGAAAAUGAAAAAUGUGAAGCAGAAGAGAACUCUAAUGACCUUACGUGGGUUGAUCCUGCUUCAUGCUGCUAUGCUAUAUUUUCGAAACUAAAUGCUAAGAAGGUGCUCCUGCAGCAAUCACCUUUGGCCCUUGCUAAAGCCUUAAAGAAUCCAGUUGAGUUGGAUGGAUUAAAGAAUGCACAUAUCCGGGAUGGUGCAGCUGUUGUGCAGUAUCUUGUCUGGUUAGAUAAGCAGAUGCAAGAGAUUUAUGGGGCUUCUGGCUACUUCUUGGAGGGGAAGGGAGCAGGCAAAAAGAGAUCAGACAUUGUGAAAUUGACAGAGGUGACAGUUAGUGAUAAGCUGGAGGGAUUUCGUGCAUCAAAAGAGAACUUUAGAGGCCUAAGUUUCCCUACUAUUUCUUCUGUUGGUCCAAAUGCGGCUAUAAUCCAUUACGUACCUGAGGCUGAAACAUGUGCUGAGCUUGAUCCAGAUAGUAUUUAUCUAUUUGAUUCAGGAGCGCAGUAUCUAGAUGGAACAACUGAUAUAACUCGGACAGUUCAUUUUGGAAAGCCUUCAGCACAUGAAAAGACUUGUUAUACCUCUGUUCUCAAGGGUCAUAUUGCUCUGGGAAAUGUUCGGUUUCCUAGUGGAACAAAUGGUCCUACACUUGAUAUUCUGGCUCGAAUCCCUUUGUGGAAGUAUGGUCUUGAUUAUCGACAUGGUACUGGCCAUGGAGUUGGAUCUUACCUCUACGUUCAUGAAGGACCACAUCUAAUUACUAUGAGACAACAGGCUCGUAAUGUGCCACUUCAAGUUUCUAUGACAGUAACAGAUGAGCCUGGAUAUUAUGAAGACGGGAGCUUUGGUAUAAGAUUAGAGAAUGUGCUCGUAAUCAAGGAGGCUGAUACCGAAUUCAAUUUUGGUGAUAAGGGAUACUUGUCAUUUGAGCAUAUCACAUGGGCACCAUAUCAGAUAAAGUUGAUCGACCUUAGCCUCUUGACACCGGAGGAGGUUGAAUGGUUGAAUGCCUACCAUUCAAAAUGCAGGGAAAUUCUUGCACCAUACAUGGACAAAUAUGAGCUGGAUUGGCUGAAGAAAGCCACUGAACCUGUAAGUGCAUGAUACGUAUUUUGGAGCAAGACCUUUCUGUUCUUUCUCUGCUUUUCUCUUUCUAUAUCGGAAACGAAUACGCAACUUGUUAUUCUGAAUGAUCUGCAUUUGGUAAUUUAUUAU
Hibiscus syriacus is the source of this 2134-nucleotide messenger RNA. Its product is annotated as aminopeptidase P1-like. The record is from RefSeq and is a predicted model, not a curated record. Bases 86 to 2023 code for a protein of 645 amino acids. The transcript has 16 exons. Lineage: Eukaryota; Viridiplantae; Streptophyta; Magnoliopsida; Malvales; Malvaceae. Gene Ontology annotation, molecular function: metalloaminopeptidase activity.